Messenger RNA from Telopea speciosissima, 3186 nucleotides. RefSeq lists its product as uncharacterized. The record is from RefSeq and is a predicted model, not a curated record. NCBI's taxonomy places the organism in Eukaryota, Viridiplantae, Streptophyta, Magnoliopsida, Proteales, Proteaceae. Gene Ontology annotation, molecular function: nucleic acid binding. The annotation marks the transcript as partial. The transcript has 3 exons. Gene Ontology annotation, biological process: DNA integration.
AUGGGGCACUAUGGUGAGUACCCACUCGAUGGUAACUUGCCCUAUGCCAAGCUGAUUACUCGCAUCCUUCGUCGGUGUAAUGUUCCUUUGAGUAAUGACUGGCUGGGCAAGCAUGUCACCCCUGUAAGCAGAACCACUCUGUCGAAGAUGAAGAUGACGAUGUGGGAUGGGAGCUUGGAGUUAUCUCCAGAGAGGCCAGUAGGGGGUGGUGAUGGUGAUGGUGAUGAUAGUUCUGAUAGUUCUGAUGGAGGUGGUGAUGGUGAUGCAGUGGCUCCUCCAGCUGCUAGUGAGGUCAGAGUUACCCAAGCUUUGGCAUGCGCUUUAGGACGGGGUUAUGGAUGGAGAGGUGCUACCACAACAGGCCGAGGUGCCGCUGUUGCAGGUCGAGAUGCUGGGGCUUCUAGUUCCCAGGUUCCUGAGGGGCCACCUCCACCAGGGGAAGAGAGAGACAUGAUUGAUAGUGGAUGCUCCAAGCAUAUGACGGCCAACCCCAAUCUAUUCACCAAGCUAAACAAGUACAAUGGAGGAAUGGUGACAUUUGGGGACAAUAGCAAAGGAAAAAUCAUUGGCAUCGGUGAAAUCACCAUUGGAGGUACAAUCAUAUCCAAUGUAUGCCUAGUUGACAAUUUAAAGUAUAAUUUGCUUAGUGUGAGUCAACUAUGUAAUAUAGGAUAUAGUGUCAUUUUCAAAACCUCUCAUUGCUUAGUAAAAAAUUCAAAUGAUAAGACUAUCUUGAAGGGAAUUAGGAAAAAUAAUAUCUAUAUCUGCUUAUUGGAUGAAGCAAAUUCUAGUAAUACAUGUUUUGUGACAAAUGAUGUUGAUCCCUACCUAUGGCAUAGGAAACUAGGACAUGUUAAUGUAAAAGUGAUUAAGACCAUUGCAUCUAAGAAUUUAGUUAGAAACUUACCCAAACUCAAAUUUGGAAAAGACCAUGUAUGUGAUGCUUGUCAAAGAGGAAAACAAACCAAGGUAUCUCAUAAAUCAAAAAAUGAAGUGUCUACCACUAGACCCUUAGAACUACUACACUUGGACUUGUUUGGACCUAUUACUACACCUAGCCUAGGCGGUUCAAGAUACACCUUUGUAAUAGUUGAUGAUUUCUCUCGCUUCACAUGGACUCUAUUUUUAAAACAUAAAGAUGAAGCCUUUGAUGAAUUUGCAUCUCUAUGUAAGAGAAUACAAAACCAAAAGGGAUAUCUCAUAACAACCAUUAGAAGUGAUCAUGGAGGAGAAUUUGACAAUCUCAAUCAAUUUGGGAGUUAUUGCAGUAAACAAGGCAUAACCCACAACUUCUCCGCUCCUAGAACACCUCAAUCCAAUGGGGUGGUUGAAAGAAAGAAUAGAUCACUCCAAGAGACCGCUAGAACAAUGAUAAAUGAAUACUCUCUUCCAAAAUAUUUUUGGGCCGAAGCGGUCAAUACGGCUUGCUAUGUGUUAAAUCGUGUAUUAAUUAGACCUAUAUUACUCAAAACACCCUAUGAACUCUAUCAUAAUAAACUACCUAAAGUUGAUUACUUUAAAGUGUUUGGGUGUAUAUGCUAUAUAUUGAAUACUAAGGAUAACUUAGGAAAAUUUGAUGCUAAAGCCGAUGAUGGCAUUUUCCUUGGAUACUCUUCAAAUAGUCGAGCCUAUAGAGUCUUCAAUAAGAAAAGCUUGAUUAUUGAAGAAUCAAUGAAUAUAAAAUUUAAAAUUGAACCUAAAAAUAUAAAAGAAGCAUUGGAAGAUAGUGAUUGGAUAGUAGCUAUGCAAGAAGAGCUCCAUCAAUUUGAAAGAAACAAUGUUUGGGAGCUUGUCCCAAAACCCAAGAAUCAUUCUAUUAUAGGAGCCAAAUGGGUGUUUAGAAACAAACUUGAUGAAGAUGGAUCAAUCAUUAGAAACAAAGCUAGAUUAGUUGCCAAAGGAUAUAAUCAACAAGAAGGGAUAGAUUUUGAUGAAACCUAUGCACCGGUAGCAAGACUGGAAUCUAUUAGAAUGCUACUUGCUUUUGCAUGUCAUAAAAAUUUUAAGCUAUGUCAAAUGGAUAUCAAAAGUGCUUUUUUAAAUGGCUUUAUCAUGGAGGAAGUAUAUGUUGCACAACCUCCCGGAUUUGAGGAUACACAAUAUCCGGAUCAUGUCUUCAAACUUAACAAAGCUCUCUAUGGACUCAAACAAGCUCCUAGAGCUUGGUAUGAGAGAUUGAGUGAAUUCCUAAUCCAAAGUGGAUUUCAAAUGGGUAAGGUUGAUACAACCUUGUUUGUGAAACAUAGAGGAAAAGACUCUAUUAUCGUGCAAAUAUAUGUUGAUGAUAUUAUAUUUGGAUCCACCAAUGAAAAUCUUUGUGUUGAAUUUAGCAAAUGCAUGAGUGAUGAAUUUGAAAUGAGUUUGAUGGGUGAACUUAAUUUUUUCUUAGGACUUCAAAUUAAGCAAACCAAAAAUGGAAUCUUUAUAUGUCAAACUAAAUACACUAAAGAACUUCUCAAGAAAUUUGAUUUCGAUGGUCAAAAGUCAUCUAGCACCCCCAUGAGCACCUCUCUAAAGCUAUCUAAAGAUGAGGAAGGCACUCCCAUAGACCCUACACGCUAUAGAGGCAUGAUUGGUAGCCUUCUAUAUCUCACCGCUAGUAGGCCAGACAUCAUGUUUAGCGUGUGUGCUUGUGCUAGAUUCCAAGCCAACCCAAUGCAAUCCCACUUUAGUGCCGUUAAAAGGAUCUUUAAAUAUCUUAAAGGUACUACAAAUGUAGGAUUAUGGUACCCAAUGAACCAAAAUUUUGAUUUAAUAAGCUUUUCGGAUGCCGACUUUGCAGGGUGCCAUCUUGAUCGCAAGAGUACAAGUGGCACAUGUCACUUCUUAGGAUCUUGCUUGGUUUCAUGGUUUAGCAAGAAACAAAACUCUGUUGCUCUUUCCACUACUGAAGCCGAGUACAUUGCGGCCGGCAGGUGUUGUGCCCAAGUCCUUUGGAUGAGGCAAACUCUCAUGGACUAUGGGAUACAUUUUAGUUCAUCUCCAAUUAAUUGCGACAAUACAAGUUUAAUCAAUUUAAGCAAAAAUCCCAUUCUCCAUUCAAGAGCCAAACAUAUUGAUAUUAGGCAUCACUUUCUUAGAGACACAGUUCAAAAAGGGGAAAUUGUUCUAAAAUACAUUGAAACUGAAAAACAACUUACAGACAUACUCACCAAUCCAUUAAGUGAAGAGAGAUUCUGCUAUUUG